GGCGCGUCGCGAAGGUGUACCCUGGCAGCGACGGCGUCACGAGAGUCGCGGAGCUGAAGACGAAGAGAGGGACGAUUCGGCGCGGCUUCAACAACAUCUGCCCACUUCCUCUUUGAAGUACCCUUCAACCCGGGGAGCAUGUCUAUACAAGACAUCGCUGCCGCCUGCCGCCGGCUGGGGGCGCUGGACUCGCCGGCUGCGCACCAAAGCUGCGCACUUACCAAUUGGUAUCACGGCGGCUUGUCGGCGUCGCUGCGCACCAAAGCUGCGCACAAGGCAGUUUUACUAAGACGGCUUGCCGGCGUCGCUGCGCAGAAAUCUGCGCACUUCUCUUUCUAUCCACGGCGGUGACGCAGCAAUUUUAUAUAGUUUCUUUUAUAAUUUAUAAUUAAUACAGUUUUAUUUGCUCUACACUUAUUUCGAGUUUUAUUCGACGCUAUCGAAGAAUACACUAACAUUUUGGUCCUUCGCAAGAACAACUGCAACACAGCGAGAAGAUUUUUGUGUGUUAAGAAACAUCCACGCGUGCGAGACGUCGGUGGAUUCCCGCGUCGCAAUCUGCAGCGUGAGAAAAUAGCAGUGUCAUCGUCGCCUACGGUUGAAGAUUUGAAGUCGCAUUCAGGACUUUGCGGAUAACGGAUUCGGAUAUUAGUGAGCUCGUUCCAAUUAUUCCUUGAUAACCGUUGUUCCAGUCCUCCUUUCUAUACACGUUAUAAGUAUAACGCUGUUUUUCCUUUUAAUAGUUCCUAUUCAUUGCCCUAUUGAUUAGGUUAACUAGCUAUUUUCACUCGUAUUCGCUUGAAAUACAGUGUUUGUUAUGUUGCAUGAGCACAAAGCGUGAUUAUUCGCGUCGAGUUAUUUACAAGUAACGAAUUUAAGUGCAUGUUUAUUCCUGCUUCUAUUGCUUAGUGCAUCGCGUUAUAAUAAUUCGUGAUAGCACAGUGACAUAAUUUUAUUAAUCGUUACUUAUAUUUUUGAUGGCUAAAUUUUCUACUUAGUGAUUUCUUUUAACACCAUAAUGGCCGACAAGUUAGUGAAAAGACGCAGCUCAAUGAAGGCCAAGCUAACGACCUUUAGUGCUUAUUUGAAUGUGCUUAAGAGCUGUGACAAUCUUUCAAACUUGCAAAUAAUCGAAUUGGAAACCCGCUUCGACAAAUUUAACGCCUUAUACACAGAAUUUGAUGAAUUACAGACGGAGAUUGAAGUUUCUUCGGACAAGCCGGACGAGGCAUACGCGACGAGAGACCAGUUUGAGCAGCAGUACUACUCGCUGGUAGCCUUGGCGCGGAGUUUGCUGCCCGGGACGGAUGGCAAAUCUCAGCAUCGCGAUUCCACAGGUUCUGAGGCAACAGUAUUAGGUGGGACUAAAACCAAUUUUGUAAGGUUACCUAGAAUUGAUUUACCACACUUUGAUGGCAGUUAUCAGAAUUGGCUCGAGUAUAGGGACACCUUUAUUUCUUUAAUUCAUGACAGUAGUUGCAUAGAUAAUAUAAACAAGUUUCAUUACUUACGAGCUUCGUUAAAGGGCAAGGCAGCCGAAGUAAUAAAAAACAUUGACUUUAAAGCAGACCAUUAUAAGUUAGCAUGGGAUCUGCUGUGUGAGAGGUACGACAACAGUCGUCUUCUCAUUGAUAAACACCUCCAGGCUUUGUUUGAAGUUGCACCAGUCACUAGUGAAUCGAGCGUUGUCUUGCGACGUCUUAUAGAUACUACCAGUAAAAACAUUAGAGCACUCAAAAGCCUGAACGAACCCACAGAGCAUUGGGAUACUAUUAUUAUAUACAUGAUGUCAGUGAAAUUAGAUGCAACCACUAGUAGAUAUUGGGAAGAGUAUCGUAAUACUUUAUCAGGUAAACCUACACUCGCUCAGUUUACUACAUUUAUAAAUAAUAAAGCUGAUCUUUUGGAAACAUUAGAAGAUAAUAAUAAACAUAUAAACAACAAUAAUAAACAAAAAAGUUAUGCGAUAGUUUCACACGGUUCAAAUAAAAAUAACAAUACUAGUAUAAAUAAAAAUAUUACUAAUAUAAAUAAAAAUAAAAUUACAUGCCCAAUGUGUUCCCGCGAUCAUUUACUCUACAUGUGCGACUCUUUCAAAAAAUUGACAAUAGAGGAACGUAAGCAAAAGGCCAACGACCUCAAAGUAUGUACUAAUUGUUUAAGAUUGGGUCACGAUGAAAAAAGGUGUAGAAUGACGCGCUGUAAGUACUGUUCAGCUAAGCAUAACACCCUAUUGCACAUGGAAAGAACAGAACCCGCUCCCAUACAAAAUCCAAUGCCCAGUACGUCAGAAAGUAUUGCUCUUUCUGCUAACUCUGCGGCUAACAUAGAACCAUGUACUCGCUCGUUUGUUUUACUUUCCACAGCAAUGGUGACAGCGGUGAGUGGCAGUGGUGAGCGGUGUGAGGCCCGUAUUCUGCUGGAUAAUGGGAGCACAGCCAACUUCAUCACAGACAAAUUAUGUAACAAGCUGCGUUUGUCUAAAGAUGACACGAGGUCCACGAUAACGGGUGUAGGCAACCAAACUAGCACUAGCGCGCAAAGCUGCAACCUCACAAUCGAAUCCAUUAAUGGUGACUAUUCGGUCACUGAUGCCAGCAUCAGUCGUCUGGAACGCUAUCAACGUGUGGAAUGUAUCAAACAACACUUUUGGAAGAGAUUUAAUAUUGAAUACAUCUCCAGCUUACAGCAGAAAACAAAAUGGCCUGCUUCCACGAAUGGCGACAUAGCGUUGGGAUCGCUUGUCCUGAUUAAGGAUAAGGCACUGCCGCCGCUCUGCUGGUCGCUGGGGCGCGUCGCGAAGGUGUACCCUGGCAGCGACGGCGUCACGAGAGUCGCGGAGCUGAAGACGAAGAGAGGGACGAUUCGGCGCGGCUUCAACAACAUCUGCCCACUUCCUCUUUGAAGUACCCUUCAACCCGGGGAGCAUGUCUAUACAAGACAUCGCUGCCGCCUGCCGCCGGCUGGGGGCGCUGGACUCGCCGGCUGCGCACCAAAGCUGCGCACUUACCAAUUGGUAUCACGGCGGCUUGUCGGCGUCGCUGCGCACCAAAGCUGCGCACAAGGCAGUUUUACUAAGACGGCUUGCCGGCGUCGCUGCGCAGAAAUCUGCGCACUUCUCUUUCUAUCCACGGCGGUGACGCAGCAAUUUUAUAUAGUUUCUUUUAUAAUUUAUAAUUAAUACAGUUUUAUUUGCUCUACACUUA
Messenger RNA from Spodoptera frugiperda (fall armyworm), 3206 nucleotides. RefSeq lists its product as uncharacterized. The record is from RefSeq and is a predicted model, not a curated record. The transcript is spliced from 2 exons. Lineage: Eukaryota; Metazoa; Arthropoda; Insecta; Lepidoptera; Noctuidae. The coding region runs from base 1019 to 2905 and encodes 628 amino acids.